GUGACUCUAUUCGGAGAUCGAAGAAGCUCGGAUGGGUCGGCAUACCGUCAUUACUCAUGUUGGCAUUUCGUAUUUAUUUAUUUGUCUGGCUGGCUGACUGAUUGACUGACUAACUGCAAGACCACAAUUAUGUGGAAACAAGGACCACAUCCCGUGUGCGAGUACCUACAUAGAUCAACCUGUCUUAUUAAUCACUGCAACCAACAAUGUCAGCAUCGCCUAUCCCACGCGUCUACCGCGUGCUGUUCACGACAUUCGAGCCUCUGCUGGCGACGGCCGGCGCCAUCAACGCCUUCUUCUUCCCGGCGUCCCUGAUAAGCUCGACAGUGCCGAGCGUGCCGUACUCGCCGUCGCUGUCCCCGCUGUUCACGCAGAUGACGGGAUCGUGGCUGAUGCUGGCCUUUCACGACUUCGUGACACUUCGCUCUGCUGACUUCAAGGACGACGUCCGUGUCUGGCGGCAUACUCUGGCUGCUUCAGCCGUCAGUGACGUCUUUUACACGGCAAGUCUCGUACAGAGCAUGGGGCCUGCGUGGUUCUUCAACCCGCUUCGCUGGAACGUAGUGAACGCCGUGGCUAUCAUCACGACUGUUGCGCCUUUUCUCGGCAAGCUGUUCUUUCUUGCGGGCGUGGGACUGCCGAGGCGUCAGACCAACAAAAAGUUGCAGUAGCAAUAAUUUCGCAUGUGCUUGGGGUUAAACACAACUAGCAUUGGCUGUUGCUUUUGCUUGGAUUUUAUACUAUUCGGUGCUAUUGUACGUGGUUGAGAUAACAAGCCUGUCGGACAUAACGCUCGCCCACCUUGGUUGAGACAGUCGCGUCGGUUUCGCUGAACACUGGAGAA
Xylaria bambusicola is the source of this 844-nucleotide messenger RNA. RefSeq lists its product as uncharacterized. NCBI's taxonomy places the organism in Eukaryota, Fungi, Ascomycota, Sordariomycetes, Xylariales, Xylariaceae. The transcript has 3 exons. The record is from RefSeq and is a predicted model, not a curated record. The coding region runs from base 207 to 671 and encodes 154 amino acids.